Messenger RNA from Phyllotreta striolata, 3593 nucleotides. The record is from the annotation of a GenBank genome assembly. NCBI's taxonomy places the organism in Eukaryota, Metazoa, Arthropoda, Insecta, Coleoptera, Chrysomelidae.
GAAAAAUUUCAAUUUUGCAGGAUAUUGAACAAAAACCUACCUAAAAGGUGACUGGAAAUUCUGAGUUUUUAUAGCAUACUCUAGCUCUCCUAAAACUGAGCAAAUAGUUUAUAAAUAAGUAGGUAUACCUAUGUACAUAAUUAUUAGAAUAUAAUAGAGUCUUGGAAAGGUAGGAAAGGACGAACGCCAAUGCGUUCUCCUCAACGGACAAGGACGCGAAAUAAAAUCAAUAUAAAACACUAUGGCAGCGUUCAGGCGCCGAGAAAUAGACCACAACGGCGUCCAGCUCAAUCAAAAUAACAUAUUUAAAAAUGCCUAGUUAUCGCCGCAUAGUCCGUUCGAAAUUUAAAAUUCAAUUUAAACUCAAACCGUUAUGGGAGAACUAAUAGAUUAGUGACGAGAGACGCUCUAAAAUUUUAACCACAUAAUAUUUAGGUACCUGUGAUUGUGAUCGACCGACCACCAAGAUGUAUAAAAUCUUGGUACCAUUAGUGAUAAUAUUGAUAGCUAUUGCUACAGUAUCUAAAGCAGAAUGCCAAACGAGGCAAAUUUACUGCUACGAAUGCGAUUCGUGGUCGGAUAGAAGAUGCAAAGACCCGUUUAACUACACCGCACUCCCCAAAGACCAACCCCCAUUGAUGACCUGCAACGGGUGCUGCGUCAAAAUGGUCAGGAACUCCAAGUCGCCUUAUGAAGUGAUCCGUCGCACGUGCACCUCCCAGCUGCAGAUCAACCUCUUCAUGGUCGACCACGUGUGCAUGAUGGAAAGUAGCGGAACGGGCCACAUGUGCUUUUGUGAGGAGGACAUGUGCAAUGCCGCGGUAAUUGUAGGCCCCCGAACGGAGGCGGCCGUAACGCUGUUCCUCGCCUCCCUAGUAGCCUUGUUUACACGCCUGUGCAUGAGGUAGAGAUUCGUUUCUUUAGAACGUUAGGCUGGCGGCGACUUUUUCGUUGUACGAUCGGACGAUUCACCCUUUGACUACUUAUUUUUCAACCGAAGAAGGCAUUGCUUCAAAGCGAGAAUAAUCGGUAGGAAGAGACGCGAUUUUAGGCGAUAGGUUCGCUUGAGGGUGCUUGUUCGUAGUGCCUGAGGAAGAUACAUUUUUUCGUUGAAUGUUAAUAUGUUCCGGUAAACACCAUAUCAGAAAAUUUCUUGUCCAUUACAUAUCGAGUUGAAAAUUGUUCACGAAAACGCUCAAUAUUUGUUAAAAAAAACCGUAAAUUUCUUGUGUUCUGUUGUCAAUUAUCAGAUGUUUUAACUCCUCAUUGCUUGUUUGAUAUUCGAAUUCAACAAUAAUACAACUUUUCGGAACAUUUCUCUUUCUAACUCUUAUAAUAAUAAUGCUCAUUACAACUCCCUCCAAAUUAUCUCGGUUUUUAAUACCUAAUAUUAACAUUUUAUAUCUUGCCUAGGCUAAUUUUAUUUAAAUGCCCUCUAUUAACAAACCUUUCUUCCGCCAUCAGAUACACCAUGGAAAUGUUAUAGUUACAAAAAAUUUCUAACAAGCAUUUAUUUAACUCAUCAGAUACAUUUUUAUCUAUUUCUUGCCAUUGAGUCUUCUCCCAAGUAGAUUUCCAGAUCGCUUUCUGCAAAAUCAGGAAAAUCUUGAACCUCAACAACGUUGCUUAAAGCUCUACGAAUUAUGAACUUAUUAAGAAACAUAUAGGCGUUUUGGGGAUUUUAAAGCUUUUGUUUGAAAGUGCCAAAUACGUAAUUUUGUAUAGAAGCUACUCGUUGACAACUCGGAUUUAGCGAAGAAAUUAGUCAAUUUUUUGAAGCAAUGUUACGAUUUAACGUUACGUAGUGUGUAGACUCAUAUCAAUCGAAUUUUUUGAGUAUCAAAACUGAUGUGUAUCAAAACGAUACAGUUCGUGGGGAUUUCGCUGGUUUUGGUACUCACGAAAACGGAAAAACGACCGUUUCAGUUAUCGCUAUAAUUCAAUGAAAUAUUUUAAAAUUUACGACGUUGGAGUUUAUUAAUUUUAUUAAUACGAAAUCGUUCUGACCCUUAGACAAUAAAAAAUAGUUUUAAAAAGAUAAGUAGAUUUCGAUUCGCUUCUCUAGUGCGUUGCUGAUUUAUCCAAUUGAGUAAAUGUAUCAGAUGAAAAAUAAUUAAUAACAAAUAAUAUUUACGCUGGAAUAAGACAAAAAUUUACCAAACAAACUUCCUAUUGCGUCGAAUUGAAUUACAUACACUAUAUUAAAUUGAACUGAAAAUCUGAUACAUUUUACUUCGGGUCAUCUUACUCUAUAAAUUACUUAAUAUUUUUUAGUACUUCCACUUUCACUUGUAGAGCAUAUCAGGAACUGUCAUAUAGUUGAGCCCUUCAUAUCAUUGUAGCGUUCGUUUCCUUUCUUUUUUUCGUAAAAACAUCCAAUCAUUGAUCGUAAAAACUAAUUGGUUUGUUUUACAAAAAAAAGUUAGUUCCAAAUAAAUGCUCACGUUACGCCGUUAUGUACAAAACAUGUAUGUAAUAUGUGUUAAAAACACCCUGUAUUUUCCGAGCAUUUAUCCGCCACAUUUUUAAAUCGCUCAUUAAUGACUUUCUUUGUGAUUUUGGUUUCGAAAGCAUGGUUUUUGUACACAAUUUGCACUUUUUGGCAUGAGAAUUUCAAUCAUUUGACCAUCAGCUAUUUAACUGGAACUGAUGCAAAUUGUUUUAAUUAUUGCUUGUUUCAAUAGAAAUACAGGGUGACUGAAAAUAAAGUUUAAGAAAGCGCUUUGUGACAUCCUGUACAGGGAGAAUUUUAAAUGUAAAAGGCCGAAAUUCGAAAUAAAAUCGCCUUAGAAAUUUUAACGAAUCGAUCAAAAUAGCGGCUUUUAACAUUUCUAGUGCCCCCUAGAUAAUAUUUUAUUCUAUGCACGCCGUUUCAGCAUUGGAUUUCGCCAUCUAAGCUAUUACAUUUUCGAAAAAUUUCAGCGAACUUUGCAUGUCCAUCGAUCAUCGAAGAGUAGAGAAAACUUUUACAUAAUUUCUAACAAGAAAUUGUAACAUCAAAUGCAUGUCUAUCACCUAUUCGACAUUUUUUUUAAUCUUGAAACUGAAUUAAUACGCCCUAAAACUUCAAAGCAAUAUUUGGAGAAGUUAGAUUAUGUUAUGUUAAUAUAAAGGUUUGUUCCAAAUACCUGGAACAAACCUAUAGUUUAUCGACCAAUUGAGUAACUUUUUAUUGUUCCAAUGGAACAGACGAUAACCCAUACAAGGGAGAAUAUUCCUAAGUUGCUUAUAAAAGUCGUUUUGGGCGAUAAAUUCAAGGAGAGAUACCAGAAAAUGUAACUACUGCACUUUAUUCUGUAAAUACUGCACACACUUCAACAAAGCAUGCCACCUAAGUUAACGAAGCUUUUGUACCGGUCAUAAUUAACAAACUUCCACCUCACAAAAGUAAUGUAAGGCCUAUUCUCAUUAUUUUCUUCGUGUACGCCACUGGAGUCUCCCAACUUCGACGACACUUUCCCAGAUGCUCGCCCAAGCAUUUGGUAUUGUGCCGUUGUUGGGAUACUCCAGAUAGAAUUUAUUUUGUUAAACAUAAAAUGUACAUAAUAUAUAUGUGUUGCGUUUACUGUUAAGUAGUUUUAAAUAUGUAUGGA